AUGGACAUCCUACAUAGAGUCAUCCUGCUCCUCUUGCUGCCAAUUAGCUUCGCUAUUGCCCAAAAUGCUUCUACAGAAGGAGUACAAGAAUUCCAUGUUGGGGUUAUCCUUGACUUGGGAUCCAUGGUUGGUAAAAUAGCACGGACCAGCAUUUCAUUGGCUAUGGAGGACUUCUAUGAUGUUCAUCAGAACUAUAGCACCAAGAUAGUCCUCCAUAUCAGGGAUUCCAUGAGCGAUGACGUCCAAGCUGCGUCUGAAGCUAUUAACCUGCUGGAAAAUUACAAUGUAGACGCCAUAAUCGGUCCUCAGAAAUCUUCACAAGCUAUAUUUAUCUCAAAACUUGGAAAUAUAACUCAUGUCCCAGUCAUAUCCUUCACGGCAACAAACCCAUCUCUAUCAUCUAGAAUUCUUCCAUAUUUUGUGCGUGCAACAACAAAUGACUCGGCACAGGUGAAUUGCAUUGCCUCCAUAGUUAAAACCUAUGGAUGGAGAGAGGUGGUGCCUAUUUACGAAGACACGGACUAUGGUAGAGGUAUCAUACCAUAUCUUGUUGAUGCCCUACAUGAAGUCGAUGCCCGAAUUCCCUACCGAAGUGUGAUCCCUCUGUCAGCAACUAGUGAAGAAAUUACUCUAGAACUAUAUAAGUUGAUGACAAUGGAAACAAAAGUAUUUGUUGUACAUAUGUCAGUUACCUUGGCCUCCAUCUUCUUCAUAAAGGCAAAAGAAGUAGGGAUGAUGAACAAAGGACAUGCAUGGAUCAUGACAGAUGGAGUAACCAAUCUAAUAGAUUCACUUGAUCCUUCUGUCCUAGAAUCGUUGAGUGGUGCCUUAGGUGUUGAGUUUUAUGUUCCCAAAUCAAGGGAACUUGAUGACUUCACCAUGAGAUGGAAUAGGAGGUUUCAAAUUGAGAACCCAACCGAUCCACCAUUGAGAUUGAGCAUCUUCGGACUGUGGGGCUAUGAUACAAUCUGGGCAGUAGCCCAAGCUGCAGCAGAAGUUGGACAUGCAAACAACACGUUUCAAAAACCAGGUGUUGAAAGAAAUUCAACAAGCUUGGAAACCUUGGAAACAUCUAGUGAUGGUCCAAAACUGUUGCAAGCAAUCCUGAAGAAUAAAUUUAGAGGUCUCAGUGGCAAUUUUAACCUUUCAAAUAGGCAACUGCAAAUUUUGAGAUUCCGAAUAAUAAAUGUAGUAGGGAACGGAUGGAGAGAAAUUGGAUUCUGGACUGCAGAAAAUGGAAUCUCGCGGCAAUUAAAUAAAAGCACCAGACCGACAACGACACAUUUGGGUUCAGUACAUGAUCUAAACCCUGUGAUAUGGCCAGGAGAGUCCAUAGAAGUACCCCGGGGUUAUCAGAUUCCUGUAAGUGGGAAGAAACUUCAAGUUGGUGUGUGCACAAGUGGAUAUCCAGAAUUUGUAAAGGUUGAAAAGGAUCAUUUCACAGGUGAAACUAAAGCAAUCGGUCUUUCAGUCGAUGUAUUUGAAGAGGCAGUUAAGAGACUUCCUUAUGCACUCCCUUAUGAAUAUGUACAAUUCAAUACCAAGAAUGACGGAAGUACCGAAGAUUACAAUGAUUUUGUCUACCAAGUUUAUCUUAAGAUAUACGAUAUAGUAAUUGGAGAUAUAACAAUACGGUAUAACCGAACAUUGUACGCUGACUUCACCCUGCCAUACACAGAAUCGGGAAUAGCAAUGGUUGUUCCAGUCAGGGAUAGCAGAAACAAGAAUACAUGGAUUUUUUUGAAGCCACUAGCACCUGGCAUGUGGUUUGGAAGCAUUGUAUUCUUUAUCUACACCGGUGUGGUUGUAUUACUUUUGGAAUUUCUAGGCAAUAACGAGAAUGUCCGUGGGCCAAUUCCCAGACAGUUGGGGAUUAUGAUCUUUUUCUCCAUAUUUGAAGAGAAAGAGCUUGUGCAACGCUUUCUGUCCCGGAUAGUUUUGAUCAUUUGGCUGGUUUUCCUGAUGGUACUUACAUCAAGUUACACUGCGAACUUGACAUCAAUGCUAACCGUACAACAGCUUCAGCCAACUGUGACAGAUGUGCAAGAACUCCUAAAAGGUGGAGAAAAUGUAGGAUAUCAUCGUGGUUCGUACGUCAAGGGACUUUUAGAAGAACUCGGUUUUGACAGGUCGAAGAUCAAGCCCUAUGAUUCCCCUGAUGAUUUUCACAAUGCACUUUCCAGAGGAAGCAACAACGGCGGUAUUGCUGCCCUUGUGCAUGAGGUUCCAUACAUUAAACUAUUUCUGGCGAACCACUGCAAAGGGUACACCAUGGUGGGGCCAAUUUACAAGGCUGCCGGUUUUGGAUAUGCAUUAUCAAAGGGAAGUCCCUUACUUGGUGACAUUUCAAAGGCAAUACUCAAUGUAACAGGGGGAGAUACUAUGAUUCAAAUUCAGAAAACAUGGAUUGGAGAUCAAAACAACUGCCAGAAUGUGGGCCCUGUCACUGGUUCAGGUAGACUCACCUUUGCCAACUUCAGAGGACUAUUCAUCCUGACUGGAGUUGCUUCAACUUCUUCCCUUUUGAUAGCACUAGUAAUUUUUUUCUACAAAAAGAAGAAGUCAACAGAGAACACAUUAGACCAUUUGAAUCGACCAGAAGACAGUGGAACAGGUGACGAAAGCAGUGAGUAUCAAGAAGGAAAUCAAGGAGGAAGAACUGAAGAAAAUGCACAGUUACCGGGCAGAGUGGAAAAUGGGCUAGAAGAACAAACCAGUUUAGAACUGGUAUCUGAUACAGAGUAA
This is a messenger RNA of Lolium perenne, 2745 nucleotides long. RefSeq names its product glutamate receptor 2.8. Gene Ontology annotation, cellular component: membrane. The record is from RefSeq and is a predicted model, not a curated record. Gene Ontology annotation, biological process: G protein-coupled receptor signaling pathway. Gene Ontology annotation, molecular function: G protein-coupled receptor activity; ligand-gated monoatomic ion channel activity. NCBI's taxonomy places the organism in Eukaryota, Viridiplantae, Streptophyta, Magnoliopsida, Poales, Poaceae.